This is a messenger RNA of Durio zibethinus, 1362 nucleotides long. Its product is annotated as leucoanthocyanidin dioxygenase. The record is from RefSeq and is a predicted model, not a curated record. Lineage: Eukaryota; Viridiplantae; Streptophyta; Magnoliopsida; Malvales; Malvaceae.
AAUUGUGUGUUUACUGAGUGGAAACAACAAACUUUUAGAACAAGUUUAGACAGCUAGAAUGGUGACUUCAGUGGGAUCCAGAGUGGAGAGCUUGGCAAGCAGUGGGAUUCAAUCAAUCCCGAAAGAGUAUAUUAGACCGCAGGAAGAGCUGACAAGCAUAGGUAAUGUAUUUGAAGAAGAGAAAAAAGAGGAAGGGCCCCAGGUUCCAACCAUUGAUUUAAAGGAAAUUGAGUCUGAGGACAAGGAGGUACGUGAGAGAUGUCACCAGCAGUUGAAGAAAGCUGCCAUGGAGUGGGGUGUGAUGCACCUUGUUAACCAUGGAAUCUCGGACGAACUAACGGAUCGUGUCAAGAAAGCUGGACAGAAGUUCUUUGAGCUUCCUAUUGAGGAGAAAGAGAAGUAUGCAAACGACCAGGCUUCAGGAAAGAUUCAGGGGUAUGGCAGCAAGCUUGCUAACAAUGCUAGUGGGCAGCUUGAGUGGGAGGACUACUUCUUCCAUCUUGUGUAUCCUGAGGAGAAGAGAGACUUGUCAAUCUGGCCUAAAACACCAAGCGACUACACUGAAGUCACAAGUGAGUAUGCAAGGCAACUCCGAGGCCUAGCAAGCAAAAUUCUUUCGGCACUAUCACUUUGCUUGGGAUUGGAAGAAGGAAGGCUAGAGAAGGAAGUUGGUGGCUUGGAAGAGCUCCUCCUUCAAAUGAAAAUCAAUUACUACCCCAAAUGCCCUCAACCAGAACUCGCUCUCGGUGUCGAAGCCCACACAGAUGUAAGUGCACUCACUUUUAUCCUCCACAACAUGGUUCCUGGCCUGCAACUCUUCUACGAAGGCAAGUGGGUGACCGCAAAGUGUGUUCCAAACUCCAUAAUCAUGCACAUUGGCGACACCAUCGAGAUCCUCAGCAAUGGAAAGUACAAGAGCAUUCUCCACAGGGGGCUGGUUAACAAGGAGAAGGUUAGGAUCUCAUGGGCAGUUUUCUGUGAGCCGCCAAAGGAGAAGAUCAUUCUCAAACCACUGCCAGAAACAGUGUCCGAGACAGAGCCUCCAUUGUUCCCUCCUCGCACCUUUGCUCAGCAUAUCCAGCACAAGCUGUUCAGGAAGACCCAGGAUGGUCUGUCUAAUUGAGACCAGUCUUUAGCUAUAUUAAAAAAUAUCUUGUUAUUUUCAAUGUCAUUAAAUCAGACUGUUGACGCUAUAUUUUCUUUGGUUAAAGCCUUGGUUGUGGUAGAUUGACGCUAGUAUGUUGUCCGUCUGUCAAUCCUUAGCAUCUCUUUACCUGCUUUGUUGAAUAAUGAGCGACUCAUUUGCACUGUUUGUGAAUUAAUGUCCUUUGUUUACAUUUUCUUCCGUAAUUUAUGUCUCUG